Oxyura jamaicensis (ruddy duck) is the source of this 1967-nucleotide messenger RNA. Its product is annotated as adhesion G protein-coupled receptor E4-like. The coding region runs from base 1 to 1248 and encodes 415 amino acids. Gene Ontology annotation, biological process: adenylate cyclase-activating G protein-coupled receptor signaling pathway; cell surface receptor signaling pathway. The record is from RefSeq and is a predicted model, not a curated record. Lineage: Eukaryota; Metazoa; Chordata; Aves; Anseriformes; Anatidae. Gene Ontology annotation, molecular function: G protein-coupled receptor activity. Gene Ontology annotation, cellular component: membrane. The transcript is spliced from 9 exons.
AUGUUGGCCUUCAUCGUCUACAAGGGUUUGGAUGACUUGCUGCAGAACAUCACGGAGCCGACCAAGUGGGAGGUCAACUCCCGCAUAGUCAGCGGCACCGUGGGGAAUGCCAUCACCUUCAAUGGCACCUUCAAUAUCACCCUGCAGCAUACAAAGCCGCUGCAGGAGGACAAGAAGCUGCUCUGUGUGUCGUGGAAGCUGAACAACUCCGAGGGGCAGUGGACACAGCAGGGCUGCGAACGUGUAGGCGGGGACAACUCGAACUCCAUCUGCACCUGCAACCACUUCUCCUCCUUCUCCAUCAUCAUGAACAUCAAUGAUGACAACAAAGAAGAGCAAAAGAACCGUGUGCUGGAGGUGGUGACCCGCGUGGGGCUGUCGGUGUCGCUGCUCUGCCUCUUCCUCACCAUCAUCACCUUCGUUCUGUGCCGCUCGCUCUGGAGCGUCAGCAUCUCCCUCCACCUGCAGCUCAGCAUCUGCCUCUUCAUCGCUGACUUCCUCUUCCUCGUGCCCGAGUACUUCACCACCGAGAAGCUGGCGUGCAGCAUCAUAGCCGGCUUGCUCCACUACUUCUUCCUCGCCUCCUUCGCCUGGAUGUUCCUGGAGGGUUUGCACCUCUUCCUCACCGUCAGGAACCUGCGCGUCCUCAACUACAUCAACGCCAACCGCUUCAAGCGCAGAUACAUCUACCCCGUGGGCUACGGCUUACCAGCCAUCGUGGUGGCCACCUCUGCCGCCAUCUACCACAAAGGCUACGGCACCCCGAAGAACUGCUGGCUGAGCACAGAGGGAGGAUUCAAUUGGAGUUUUGUCGGCCCCGUCUGCGUCAUCAUCCUGAUUAAUCUGAUGUUUUUUCUCAUCACCCUCUGGACGCUGCGGAAACGACUCUCCUCCCUCAACGCCGAUGUCACAGCCAUAAAAAACACCCGGCUGAUGACAUUCAAGGCGCUGGCGCACGUCUGCAUCCUGGGCUGCACGUGGGGUCUGGGCUUGCUGCAGGCGCCGGAGAGGAAGGUGGUGAGCUUCCUCUUCACCAUCAUCAACAGCCUCCAAGGAGCGUUCAUCUUCCUCGUGCACUGCGUCCUCAACCGGCAGGUGACGGAGCACUACCGGCGCUGGUUUCGGGUGCUGUGGUGGUGGUCGCCAAAGCCCCAGGAGAUGCCCACCACCGAGAUGCGGGUCACCUACGUCACGGAAGGGGAAAGAUCACAGAGCCACAGUGCCGAGGGCUGCGCGUGGGAGAAGUGACGGUGGGGACGCGCUGGACCAGCUCGUAACCAGCAUUUUUCAGCACAUCCAGCCCAUUUUUACCAGAUUCCUGAUCAUCUCACUCAUUUCCAGCAUGUUGUUUUUUUCCCUCUGAACAGUGUUUUUCGGAGUUUUCCCCCCAAAUCCAACCAAUUUUCACCACUUUCCCCAAGAAGCAAGACCUUUUUAGCAUUUUCUCACCAAUUUUCAUCAUUUUCUCCCAAGAAACAAGCAAUUUUUAGCAUUUUCUCUCCCAUUUUUAGCACUUUCCCCAAGAAACAAAUUAUUUCUAGCAUUUUCUCCCCCUUUUCUAGCAUUUUCUCCCAAGAAACAAACCAUUAUUACCAUUUUCUCCCACAAAACUUUUUAAAUUAACAAGUUUUUAAUUGAAAGCAGAAGCAUAUCUUUGUACCAGUGCUACCACUGGCAGACUUUUCUCUGAAAACAGUCUGAAAUGGCUAAAAACCAGUUUCAUUUUCAGCCACAGGUCCCCUUCUUAUUGAUUUUCCAGCAAAUUUCUCAAGCCUGGCUCAAAUUUCCUAAUUUUCACAGGGGGAGAGGGAGAUCCCAAGGUUAAUUUUCAACCCAGAGAAGGAAUUUUGUUUCCUGUAAUGAAUCGUUGUGUUUCGACUGAUCGAUAACAUAUAAAUCGUCCUCUCCCUCAAGUUUUAGCUUACAAUUCUUUAAAAACUAUCAUUAAAAUCAAACCACACUUUGAA